CCCCUACCCCCCCACCCCGCCCGAAGGGAAUGUGACAAAGUGUCCGGACUCCCGCGCUCUGGCUCCCAACUUUCCGCACCUUAACCAAAGCCAUGAGGCUUGGGUGACCAGACCCACUAACCUGCUUCUAGGGCCCCCGAGGGAGCUGGGUGCUGACGGCGCCCUCCCCACCCCCACCACUGGUAGCCAGCUCCCCAGCUCCCCCCCUUCCCGGCCCGCCGCCCCCGGUGGCCGGCGCGCGCGGUGCAGCAUGCGGCAAAGCUCUUUGCAUAAAUUAUGCUCAUGACGCAGCAGCUAAAAAAAUCCAAGUAGCAAAAGGAGGGGGAGAAAGGGGGGGGGAGGGAAAAGGGGGGGCCCAGGAAGGGGGAAAAGCAGAAAAAAAAAAUAUAUAUAUAUAUAUAUACCUGACCGCCCCCCCCGCUCCCCUCCCCGCUUCCCGGCCGACCCCUCUGCCCAGCGCAGCCUGCCGAGUGCCCUCCGGCUCUGCCCAGCCCGGGCUGGGGGCCCGGGGGCGGCGGCGGGUCCCGAUCGGCUCCCGGGCCGAGCCGAGCCCCGCCAAGCCGCGCUGGCUUCUUUGUCUGCGGGCGGAGGCCGCCCCGGCCCCGGCCAGCGGGUCUCCGGCCCCGGCUGUGAGAUGAAUCUCUAAUCGGUGGCCGCCGGGUAUCCGGGGCGAAGGCGGCUCGGGCUCGGGCUCCGAGUCAGGAAGAUCAUCUUGCUGUGUCCCAUCUCCUCUGCAGAAUGUGCUAGGUGGAGUCCUGCCUCCAUCCCACCCUGACCAGUGACCAUGGAUCCUGGAGCUGGGCCGGAGUCAUCUCUGACUGUCAAUGAGCAGGUCAUCGUGAUGUCAGGCCAUGAGACCAUCCGAGUUCUGGAAGUUGGUGUGGAUGCCCAGAUUCCUGUCGAGGAAGAGGGCAAAGGACUGGAGGCUAUGGCUGCUGAGGGGCCCCAGAGCAAAGGAUCUUCAGGAGUCAAUGAACCUGCUGGUGAAACUGGGCCCAAUAACUCAGACUCCGCUGCAGAGGCAACUGUGAAGUCACUCCCAGGCAUCCCACCACCCAGCCCUGCCCCAACUGUGGCUACGUUCAACCAAGCCUCAAGUCAGCCUCAGGCAUCACAAACUCUGACACCUCUGGCCGUGCAAGCUGCCCCCCAGGUCUUGACUCAGGAAAACUUAGCCACAGUUCUGACAGGAGUUAUGGUGCCAGCAGGGGCAGUUACUCAACCUCUUCUUAUCCCCAUCAGUAUUGCAGGUCAAGUGGCUGGUCAGCAGGGGCUGGCCGUGUGGACAAUUCCUACAGCAACCGUGGCUGCCCUUCCAGGACUGACCGCUGCUUCUCCCACGGGGGGGAUUUUCAAGCCACCUUUAGCCGGUCUCCAAGCAGCUGCUGUGCUGAAUGCCACUCUCCCAGCGCCCAUCCAAGCUGCCCCAUCAGUACCAACCUCCUCACCAGCCCAGCCUCGGCCGCCAGCCCAGCCCCAGACGCUGCUCCAGACCCAGCCACUACUGCAGACCACACCUGCCAUUCUACCACAACCCACUGCUUCCACAGCUACUGCUCCCACCCCCAAGCCAGUGGACACUCCCCCACAGAUCACCGUCCAGCCUGCAGGCUUCACAUUUAGCCCCGGAAUCAUCAGUGCUGCUUCCCUCGGGGGACAGACCCAGAUCCUGGGCUCCCUCACUACAACUCCAGUCAUUGCCAACGCCAUUCCCAGUGUGCCAGGGAUCAGCAACCAGAUCCUCACCAACACUCAGGGACAGGUUAUUGGAACACUGCCAUGGGUGGUGAACUCGGCCAGUGUGGCAACCCCAGCACCAGCCCAAAGCCUGCAGGUCCAGGCUGUGACCCCCCAGCUGUUAUUGAACGCCCAGGGCCAGGUGAUUGCAACCCUGGCCAGCAGCCCCCUGCCUCCGCCUGUGACUGUCCGGAAGCCAGGCACGCCUGAGUCCCCAGCUAAGAGCGAGGUGCAGGUGCAGCCCAUCCAGCCCACACCAACUAUACCCCAGUCUGCUGUGGUCAUCGCUAGUCCAGCCCCGUCAGCCAAGCCGGCUGCCUCUGCUCCCAUCCCAAUUACCUGCUCAGAGACCCCGACUGUCAGCCAGUUGGUGUCCAAGCCACACACCCCAAGCCUGGAUGAGGAUGGAAUCAACCUAGAAGAGAUCCGGGAGUUUGCCAAGAACUUUAAGAUCCGGAGACUCUCCCUGGGCCUCACACAGACUCAGGUGGGUCAGGCUCUGACUGCGACAGAAGGCCCUGCCUACAGCCAGUCAGCCAUCUGCAGGUUUGAGAAGCUGGACAUCACUCCCAAGAGUGCCCAGAAACUGAAGCCGGUACUGGAAAAAUGGCUGAAUGAAGCUGAACUCCGGAACCAGGAAGGCCAGCAGAACCUGAUGGAGUUUGUUGGGGGCGAACCCUCCAAAAAACGCAAGCGCCGCACCUCCUUCACCCCCCAGGCCAUUGAGGCUCUCAACGCCUACUUUGAGAAGAACCCACUGCCCACAGGCCAGGAGAUCACGGAGAUUGCAAAGGAGCUCAACUAUGACCGGGAAGUGGUGAGGGUCUGGUUCUGCAACCGGCGCCAGACACUCAAGAACACCAGCAAGCUGAACGUCUUUCAGAUUCCUUAGGGCUCAACCCCCAGCCCUGUGUCCCAGCACUUUGUACUUUUCCCUCAGCACCCAGUCGCAGCCCCUGCUGUGACAGCACUGUCAUCCUGCCACAUGUGACUGUGCUUGUCCUGGGUCAUGAGGCUCCACUGUGUGCAUGUGUCCAUCCCCUCACCCCCACCCACAGGUCACAUCAUGGGGAAGGCAGAGGGCCCACCACAGAGCCCCCAGCUCUAGGCUGGCCAUCUUGAAAAAGGGCAUUACAGUGUCACUUAAAGAAGCACUUUUCUAACGUGGUUUUUGAAGGGUGGAUUCUGGUUGGGAAACCAGACACUCCCCAAAGAUGGGGCAGGGGCUGCAGCAGCCCUGAAUGGACCACUGGCUAUUAGUUGUUGUUGUUAUUAUUAUUAUUGCCUCCAGGGUUAUCACUGGGGCUCCGUGCCUGCACUACAAAUCCACUGCUCCUGGUGGCCAUCUUUUUUCCAUUGUUGUUAUUGCUGUUGUUGUUGCUACCGUUGUUAUUGUUGGAUAGGACAGAGAAAUUGAGAGAGGAGGGGAAGACAGAGAGGGAGAGAGAAAGACAAACACCUGCAGACCUGCUUCACCGCUUGAGAAGCAACCCCCCUGCAGGUGGGGAGACAGGGGCUUGAACCAGAUUUUUGUGCCAGUCCUUGAGCUUCCACACUCUGUGCUUAACCCAGUGCACUACCACCUGGCCCUCAGUUCUUAUUUCUGACGGUGUUUUCUUCCUGCCCUCUCUUCCCCUUUGCUUCUCUGUGUGAGUGUGGCAGGUAAAGCAGCUAGCCCAGCCAGUAGAGCCCCAGCCUUACCCCUUCUGCCAGCAGGCACAUUCUCCCCUGGAGUACCCUAGAGACACGAUUCAGAAAAGUGUGAUGAGCUGUUCAGAAAGUCAGAUUCAGUGUCUGUCUUGACCUCAAGGUCAUAAGGUUCCCACAGUCCCAGGGCCAGAACAUGUGAUGUUCUCUCCACCUUCUCCCUGGCUCCUUGUGGGGAGGGGGGGAGGGGGAAAGAAUUGCACUAAAAGAGAAGCUAUUCUUUUGUAAUAUAUCAUGGAAGGAAGCAAGAAUGAACUCUAAGAAUGGACCUGGACUAGCAGCAGGUCAGGAACUUAGUAAAAAAAAAAAAAAAGCUGUCUUUACAGAUUUAACUCUACUCUGUCCAUGGCUGUCUCCCCUCCAGAAAAAGAGUAGGUUAAAAGAACUUAACAGUCUGGAAUAACACCAUUCAAGCAAGUAGGUAACUGGAGAAAAAUAAGACCAGAAAGACCAACUCUCUUGUCUUCACAUUUAGCUCCAAGGGCAAAGGAACAUAAAGCAGAUAGCAAGAGCCCAAGGGAAAGAUCAACAUCUAGAAAGUGCUUACAGCAUCCCAGAAAAAUCUCUUUUGGAAGGUGACUUAACUCUGAUUUUUCUUUGUAACUUUGAGCUUUGGUAACUGGAGAGGCAAUCUUAUCUUGCCCAGUCUUAAGUGAUGUGUUGUGUAGGCAGACCCCGGGUCUUCCCUGUGCCCCUCUGAGUCAAGAACACUCCAGGGUCAGGGUGGAUUUUGCCUUCAGAGGUGACAGCUAUGACGUAUUGAGGGUUGGCAUCUCACUCAAGCUGCUAAAGUGGGUUUCCCAGUCUCUUUGUGACUAGAUAACCCCCUGGAACUCAGUGCCUGACUCUGAGAAGUCAGAAAGGGCUCAGAUUGGCUUUAGAGACCAAUGGUAAAGUGUCACAAGUCACAGAGAUUAGCCACCCCCUUUCAUUAUUCUUGUCCUUACAGAACUAGAUCUCUAACUCCUGCCCUCCGCUCACCUUGCAUGAAAUGCCCUGAGGAAGUGAUGGUUGGCAUAUUCCCUGUCCUGUUUGCAAUGCCAGUGUAGGUCCACCUCUUGGAAAGCCUUUCCAGUGGUGGACACUUAUGUGUCCAAUCGCCUCUUUCUCUCUUUCUCAUCUCCUCUCAUGCUGCAUUUGGACUGCCCAUACUAGCCAGAGUAGAGAGUGGUAGUGAGAGAGCAGGUGGGCACCUUGCCUAUCCCAGCCUGCCAACAAAGAAUUGGUCUCCAAGAGGGAUGCUCUACACUCAAGUUCAGGAUUAUCAAUUUGCCUCACUUUGCAGGGGUCUUAUGUAAACAAGUUUUCAGUAAGAAUAGUUAGAAUUCUAGAGAUUGGGGAGCCGGCUAGUGGCACACCUGGUUAAGCACACAUAUCAUCAUGUGCAAGGACCAGGUUUGAGCUCCUGCUCCCCACUUGUAGGGGAGAUGCUUCAUGAGAGGUAAAACAGAUCUGCAGGUGUCUGUCUUUCUCUUUCCCUUGCUAUUUCCCCUCCCCUCUCAAUUUCUUUCUCUCCUGUGAAAGAAAAUAGAAAAAAAAUGGCUGCCAGAAGUGGUGGACUCAUGGUGCUGACACAAAGCACCAGUGAUAACCUCACUAGCAAUUAAAAAAAAAAAACACUAAAGAUUGCAAAGGCUUUGGUAACUUACACAUCAAUCAAUAGAGAGAAUGUAGGCUUUUUUCUUCACAUACAAGGGUUCCGAUUUGCUUUCUUUGUGGGGUAGAGACAAAUGGGUCAUUGUUGGUUCCCCCCAGGAGUAGCAUAUAAUCCAGGGUGUGUCUCUGGCAGUGGGUGUGCUAAGGACAUCACCUGUCCUAUGUGAUGGCAGGGGAAAAAAAUCAUGAACUGCUGUCCUAGAUUCGACCUGACCCUGCUUUCUUAGUCCUUCCCUCUUUCAAAAUCUGUCUUCCCAUGCCUGGUCUAGAACUGAAUAAUUUUUUCUGCCUAAAGAAUGGAUCGCACUUUCAAAGGAACAAUAGCAGGCAGAAUGUUUGCAGGCUGAAUUCCUGGGCAAGUUGGGUGCCUUCAGGUGUCUUGAAGUGUACUCAAAGCAGAGCUGGUGGGUUUGUGGCCUGUUCUUGUCUUCCACCUCCGCUACCACCAUAGGUACCCUGGCAAUCAGCUGUGGCCCCAAGGUGGGUUUUUUGUUUUUGUUUCAUUUUGUUUUUAGCAGCAUCUGAAGGGAGUUAAUAAGCUUUUUGGUUUUUAAAGCACCUUUCUGGACUUAAUCCAGAACUCAGAAAUGCCUUUCCCUCGAAAAGGUGGGAGAAAGGGCAGAAAUGGAUUUACUGCUGUUUUGUUUGUUUGUAUAUGAUUUAAUUUGUUUCUGUCUCAAAUGAAAUAAAGACCAAUACAUUUUGUGGC
Messenger RNA from Erinaceus europaeus (western European hedgehog), 5809 nucleotides. RefSeq names its product POU class 6 homeobox 1 (gene POU6F1). Gene Ontology annotation, molecular function: DNA-binding transcription factor activity, RNA polymerase II-specific; RNA polymerase II cis-regulatory region sequence-specific DNA binding. Bases 785 to 2629 code for a protein of 614 amino acids. Lineage: Eukaryota; Metazoa; Chordata; Mammalia; Eulipotyphla; Erinaceidae. The record is from RefSeq and is a predicted model, not a curated record. Gene Ontology annotation, biological process: regulation of transcription by RNA polymerase II. The transcript is spliced from 11 exons.